UGAGCCCUCAUCUGGCUCGGCCUUGGACUUGGCAGCAGAUGGUCUCCCUCUCAGACUCAGGCGUCAGCUGCUCACAUGCAGUUAGACGCUGAGGUUUGCAGAGGGAAGCACACAGUCACACUCCUGACAAACUCCUGACAGCUCGCUCCCUGCUCAGUUUACUGGAGUUUCACAAACUCCCACUGGAGACAUUUGAUUCUGAGAUUAGGCUCACAUUCAUACUCUGAAGAUAUGCCUCAUUCCAGGUGCACAAUAGGAAACAGUUUAGCAGAAGUUCUCCGUGCAGGAGCUUCCUCUCUCCCUGGACGAAACAUGCAGGAUGCUGUGUGCUCCCACUGUCAAUGAACAAAGUGGAGUCCAACAACAACAACAACCGUCCAACAAUAGAAGCAAUAAUCCUCCAAGAUGGCAGUCCCUUCAUUCAAUGUCACUGAGGAGCCUGAAGCUGGAUUAGCUGAGGUGGACAUAUGUGCACUUGACAUUAAUAUCAAGCAUGAAGUCAUCCCAUCUUUUGUGUGCUCUAUUUGCCUGUCACUCGGACUCAUCUACUGCUUUUUUGGUUACCGAUGUUACAAGAUGGUCAUGUUCUUCUCCGGCUUCAUGUUCAGCUCUGCGGCGGUGCUCCUGUUUUACCACAAGGAGCCCGUGUUGGACGUGACGCUGGGGGCCGAGACGAAGGCGGGGAUCGGUCUGGCUGUGGAUGUUCUCUGCGGGCUGACGACCAUGCUGGUGCCCGCCCUGGGACUGAUCUUCAGCGGCAUGCAGCUGGGUGGCCUGCUCUCCCUCCCCCUUCUGGUGAUCAUGGGACAGUUUCACAGCCUCACUCCGGUGUGGGUGCCUCUCAGUGCCUUUUUGGCUGCUGGCAUCGUCGCCGCUGUCUUCACACUUCAGUGGCAGAAACUUUUCACCAUCAUUUACACAUCUGUGCUGGGAGCCACCACUGUGAUGCUGUGUGUGGAUUAUAUGAUUGGGACGUUUGUGCUGCCAGAUCAGGUGUACGAUCUGCUCUGUCAAGCCGCCCCACGUCGGCUCUGCUGGUUCAGCUGGGCCAUCACAGGGAUAUGGCCUACCUUGAGUCUGAUAGGCGUGUUGGUGCAAUGGAGGUUUACUGCCAAAGGAGUAUCCCACAGAGACGAUAAAAAACAGAAGAAAUAUGUAAAGAAGCACAGACACAGAGAGACGAGGGCAAGGCCUCGAGCUUACCGUCGGCGCAGACCUCCUGUGCUGAAUCGCUACGCCGGGGACGUCCUGGCACCGAGUUAUCUCCGGAGCCUACAGGAGCACCGGAUGGGAACAGGCUCCUCCACCAGCAGCGUCAGCACCAUCACCCACACACUGAUUGACUUUGACUAUGAGACAGGCUCCAUGGUGCCUCUGACUGCUUCCUCUCCUGUCUUUAAUUUCUGAAGGAACUCACAGCAUCAGAUAUCUUUUUUUAAACUUAUAGUUGAACAGUCAUUCAAAAGUUCACUUCCGACAGAAACAUAUCAACCACUUCCCCUGCUGGUAGAGCCACUCUAUAAGCAGUCAUCAUCAGACCCCCGCUUCGUUUGAACAGUUUGACUCACAGACACUUUUUGUUUUUAAUAUUGAGAUGUUUUGUUUUGCACACCGCCAUGAUAAACUUAAAUACUACCCAAUGUACAUCGUGCCUAGAUUAGUUUGGGUUGUAAACAAGGAACUUGCUCCAACAUAUGUGAAUAAAUUAUGAACAUGUUUCAGAAUAAUAUAGGAGAAUGUUGUACAAUUAAAACAAAUAAAGCCUUGAUUUAACAGAAAGCUUA
Molecule: messenger RNA, 1784 nt
Organism: Labrus mixtus (cuckoo wrasse)
Lineage: Eukaryota; Metazoa; Chordata; Actinopteri; Labriformes; Labridae
Product: transmembrane protein 198-like
Exons: 5
Coding region: 406-1407 (333 amino acids)
Cellular component (GO): plasma membrane
Source: RefSeq, a predicted model, not a curated record